This is a messenger RNA of Amaranthus tricolor (Joseph's coat), 3624 nucleotides long. RefSeq names its product extra-large guanine nucleotide-binding protein 3. The coding region runs from base 831 to 3437 and encodes 868 amino acids. Gene Ontology annotation, biological process: adenylate cyclase-modulating G protein-coupled receptor signaling pathway. The record is from RefSeq and is a predicted model, not a curated record. Gene Ontology annotation, molecular function: GTPase activity; G protein-coupled receptor binding; G-protein beta/gamma-subunit complex binding. NCBI's taxonomy places the organism in Eukaryota, Viridiplantae, Streptophyta, Magnoliopsida, Caryophyllales, Amaranthaceae. The transcript is spliced from 9 exons. Gene Ontology annotation, cellular component: heterotrimeric G-protein complex.
UGUAGGCCCCACAUCAAACACCCACUUUUUCCACCAUUUUUUUACACAACAAAACAAAAUAAAUCAAAGAUUGAAACUUUUAACAGUUUACCCAUCAUUCAUCCAUCCAUCCUUGUUUCUGUAUUUACUUUGUUUUCAGCAUAAUAAUAUAAUCUCUUUUUCUUGUCUUGUUCUUAUCCUUCCUCUUCUUUUCUUCAUUUGGGUUUUAUUCCUUUCAACUUUUUUUUUUCUCUUUUCACUGAAAAGAUUAAAUCUUUGAGUUGUUUGUAAGGUUAAAACUCUAAAAGCAGGAAACUUUCUCAUGUUCAACAGAAAGCUGAUAAGAUUCUACAUGUUUUGAGAGGAAUAUGUCACUUUCACUAGGGAUUGCAGCCUUGCAGGUGUUCUUUGCCUAAGUGGGUUUCUCGAGAUUUUGAAGAUGGGUGAUUAAGUAGAAGAAGAAUUGGUCAGCUUUGAAGAUUGUCUAACAAUUUGGAUUGGAUUAGAUUGGAUUGUUAAGAUGUUGGUGUUUUGUCCUUACCAAGGUGUGGAUAUGGUGAUGGUCUUACUGCUGCCGGGCGGUAAGCUGUAGUUUUUCUUGUUUGCCUAUGCUAAACAUUCCAUCUGAUCUGGGUCUUCAUUCAGCUGUGUUAUGUUAUCUUUGUUUGUUGUGGUCAAUGAGUGAAAGAUAGUGACUGGGAUGUCUUAUAUGAUGUUAAACAUUUGGGAUAGUCUUCUUUGUUCAUGAACUUUUGAGUCUUAGAUUUAUUUCACUUGAUGAAUGAGAACUUGGGGUGUUAAGAAAGUUGUGUAAGUUGUUGAAUUUUGAUUUGGAGUGAUUGUUUGAGAGGAUGGAAGAUAAUGGGGAGGAAUGGAAGCAUAUGCUCAAGAAGAUGCUUCCACCAGGUGCAUCUUUGCCUGAGGGAGUUGACAAUCCAGAUUAUUCCAUAGCUAUAGAAUAUAAAGGUCCAGCUAUCUCUCAAGAAGUCCCUAGAGUUGAACCUCUUGAUGUGAAUCCACAAUUAAUCCCAACUGCGUCUAUUGCGGAACCACUUUCGGAUUCUCAAAGGCAGUUCUUUUAUUCUGAUCCUCCGGUCAUCGAACCGAUCCCUUUACCUGUUUCUCGUAUUGCCAGUGCCGUGGAUUCACUCCCUCAAAAUCCUAGGAUAUCAGGAAGCUCGGAAUCGGUUGUGUCUGUAUUGCAGAGUCAUGAUUAUUCUUCAGCUUCUCCGUCUCGUUCUCCUGGUUCUGCUCAUAAUUCUGAAAGUAAUUCUGUGAAUCAAAGAGUUGAUGAAGGGAGAAGGGUCCCUAUGGUGACCUUUAAUACUAGCAAUCGAUCUGAAAGGAAGGACAAUGAUGUUGAACAUCCCACCUAUCCUCAGUAUUUGGGAUAUCCCGAAGAAAAGGGGACUAAAAAGAAAACAAGGGUUUGUUUUCGAUGUGGAAAAGGAAAAUGGGAAUCAAAGGAGGCAUGCUUGGUUUGUGAUUCCAAGUUUUGUAGUAACUGUGUGCUUCGUGCUAUGGGUUCAAUGCCCGAAGGGCGUAAAUGUGUUACUUGCAUUGGUAAACCAAUUGAUGAAUGGAAGCGGCCAAAACUUGGAAAGAAUUCUAGGGUAUUGUCUCGCUUAUUGAGUCCAUUAGAAGUUAAACAGAUAAUGAAAGCUGAGAGGGAGUGUUCUGCAAAUCAACUACGGCCAGAGCAACUCGUUGUCAAUGGAUAUCCUUUGAAGCAAGAUGAAAUGGCUGAGUUACUCGGUUGUCCAUUACCACCUCAGAAGUUGAAGCCUGGUAGAUAUUGGUACGACAAAGAAUCUGGUCUCUGGGGAAAGGAAGGAGAGAAACCAGACCGAAUUAUAAGUUCAAAUUUGAAUUUCAGUGGAAAAUUGAGCCCUGAUGCUAGCAGAGGAAAUACAGGAGUUUACAUGAAUGGUCGAGAGAUUACAAAGCUCGAGCUAAAAGUUCUAAGGCUGGCAGGGGUCCAGUGUCCUCGCGAAACUCAUUUUUGGGUGUAUGAUGAUGGCCGCUACGAGGAGGAAGGUCAAAACAAUAUCAGGGGAAACAUUUGGGAGAAGGCUUCAACACGCUUUUUAUCUGCAUUGUUCUCUUUGCCUUUUCCCCAAGGUCAAACACACGGAGUUAGGGAUGAGCCAAGCAAUUAUGCUGCUAUCAUGCCAAAUUAUUUUGAGCCAAAGAGAAUUCAAAAACUUCUUCUUCUUGGACUCGAGGGUUCUGGAACUAGCACAAUGUUCAAGCAGGCGAAGUUUUUGUACGGGAACACGUUUACAGCAGAAGAACUGCAGGAUAUCAAAUUAAUGAUUCAGAGCAAUAUGUAUAAAUAUCUAAGUAUAUUGCUAGAUGCAAGAGAGCGGUUCGAAGAAGAAGACAUGGCAAAGAUGCAAAUACAAGAGUCUCGUGACAAAAGUAGCGAAGGAGGUGAAAGUUCAGAAACCGAGUCUACUGGGACUGUUCAAAGCAUCUUUUCUAUUAAUCCACGGUUAAAGCAUUUUUCUGACUGGUUAUUGGACAUCAUUGCAACUGGUGAUUUAAAUGCAUUUUUCCCUGCUGCAACGCGGGAAUAUGCUCCUUUAGUUGAAGAAGUUUGGAGGGAUCCCGCAAUACAAGAGACAUAUAGAAGAAAGGAUGGGCUUCACUUCCUUCCUGAUGUUGCUGAAUACUUUCUGAGCCGGGCUGUUGAGGUGUCAAGCAAUGAAUAUGAACCUUCAGAGAGAGAUAUUUUGUAUGCGGAAGGCAUUACGCAAGGGAAUGGUUUGGCUUUUCUAGAAUUCUCCCUUGAUGACCGUAGCCCAAUGUCUGAGUCUUAUACAGAAAAUAUGGACGCGACCCCUCCAUUAACCAAGUACCAAUUAAUCCGGUUGAAUGCGAAGGGGAUGAGCGAGGGAUGCAAAUGGGUGGAGAUGUUUGAAGAUGUACGUGCUGUUGUUUUCUGCGUAGCUCUAAGCGACUAUGACCAAACUUAUAUCGCUCCGGACACUACUGGCAGUGGAACUGUCCUUCAAAACAAUCUAAUUGAAAGCAAAGAACUCUUCGAGAAGAUGAUUAUACACCCGUGUUUCAGAGACACCCCAUUUAUUCUAAUACUAAACAAAUACGACCUCUUUGAGGAAAAGAUCGGAAGAGUACCCUUAAGCACAUGUGAAUGGUUUCACGACUUCUGUCCUGUUCGAACCAGUCAUACUAACCAAUCAUUAGCCAACCAAGCUUACUUUUAUGUUGCGAUGAAGUUCAAGGAUCUCUAUGCAUCAAUUACUGGUCGGAAGCUUUUUGUAUGGCAGUCUAGGGCGAGGGAUCGUGUAAAUGUCGAUGAGGCGUUUAAAUAUGUACGGGAGAUUCUGAGGUGGGACGAAGAGAAGGAAGAGAACUUCUAUAACGGUGCUGAAGAUUCCUUUUAUAGCACGGAUAUAAGUUCUUCACCUUACGUUAUUAGGCAAGAAGAGUGACUUGAUUCGUGUGUAUGUAAUAGUGUGUAAAUGUAUUUCGGUUUGUGCAGUAUACACAUCCCCGGAAAGCUUGAAAAGCGAGGGCUAAUUAGGUUACUGCUCAUGCUGUCUACUGAAUCCGUUCUUUUUGUAUUCCGACUUCUAAUUUGUAAAGGCUUGUUGAUAUUUGAUGAGGUUUCAUGUGUGA